Molecule: messenger RNA, 2675 nt
Organism: Pollicipes pollicipes
Lineage: Eukaryota; Metazoa; Arthropoda; Thecostraca; Pollicipedomorpha; Pollicipedidae
Product: nuclear factor 1 X-type
Exons: 18
Coding region: 444-2660 (738 amino acids)
Biological process (GO): regulation of transcription by RNA polymerase II
Cellular component (GO): nucleus
Molecular function (GO): RNA polymerase II cis-regulatory region sequence-specific DNA binding; DNA-binding transcription factor activity, RNA polymerase II-specific
Source: RefSeq, a predicted model, not a curated record
GCCGGCGUCUCACGUGCCCACACGGGCGCCUCCAGUUGGCAGAGGUGCCUGUUUGGGUCGAGAACGUGCGCUCGCGCCGCGCCAGCCCUCAGCGUCGGCCAAGCCCGCAGUCGUGCCAACGACCACCACGUGAGGCGACCCGAGGCGACCCGGCCGGACCGGACCCGACCUGAGCGGACCUGACCUGACCCGAUCCGGACGGGAGAGCCGGGCGGCGGCCGGCAGCGGUGCGCGGGCCGAGCGUCAGCGAGCCUCGCUCAGUCAGCCGGUCGGCCGGCGUCGCGCCGCGCGGCGCGCCGGUGUCUGCCUCGGACGGCGCGGCCGGCCGCCCGCUCCCGCCCGGCGCGUCCGCGCCAGCCCAUGGGCGCCGCGUGCUGACCUGUCGUGUGCCGUACGCCGGGAGAGCGCACUGCGCAAGCCGCCGAGUGAGCCGCGCAGACGUCAUGUCGCUGCCGGCCAACAUGCUGCAGAGCCAGGUCGGCAACUUCAACAUGAUUCGGGACGAGUUCCACCCGUUCAUCGAGGCCCUGUUGCCGCACGUCAAGGCCUUCUCCUACACCUGGUUCAAUCUGCAGGCAGCCAAGCGGAAAUACUUCAAGAAGCACGAGAAGCGCAUGAGCCUGGAGGAGGAGCGCCGGUGUAAGGAGGAGCUCCAGAGCGAGAAAGCAGAGGUGAAGCAGAAGUGGGCGUCAAGGCUCCUCGGCAAGCUCCGCAAAGACAUCACACAGGAGUGUCGCGAAGACUUCGUCCUCUCUGUAACAGGCAAGAAGCCGGCCAUGUGCGUACUCUCCAACCCCGACCAGAAGGGCAAGAUGCGCCGGAUAGACUGCCUGCGGCAAGCGGACAAGGUGUGGCGGCUGGACCUGGUCAUGGUGAUCCUCUUCAAGGCCAUCCCGCUGGAGUCGACUGACGGCGAGCGGCUCGAGAAAUCGCCCGACUGCAUGCACCCGCAGCUCUGCGUCAACCCCUACCACAUCAACAUCUCGGUCCGCGAGCUCGACCUUUAUCUGGCCAACUACGUCCACCGGCCAGACGCCGUCUCAGGCAACCCGUGCGACGCCACGGAUCUGGAGAACGACGAGCGGUUCGUCAGCAAAGGCCACCACCACCCGUCCAUGUACCUUCAGCAGUGGAACGGAGCAGACCUCAGCGGCUGCUUCCACUACGGUCACUACAACCACAACCCGUACACGGGGGUGCUGCCAAACGACACGGUCAUGACCACGGGCGUGUUCUCGUCGUCCGAGCUGUGGCGCCUCUCUCGGGGCUCGAUCGUCUCGCCGAACGGCAUCAGUCCGGCCACACUGACCACCAUCAAGGUGGAGAACUCGUCCGUCAACUACUACUGCAGCAGCUACACGCCGCCGGCGCCCGACCACCACGGCCUGCUCGUCUCCGGCGCCUACUCGGGUGGCGGCGGUGGCGGAGGCGGCGGCGGCCUGGCGAUGCCUCGCACCUCGCACAGUCCGGCGGCCGAGCCGCGCGUCAAGCGGCUGCGGCGGCUCAGCUCGGACGAGGAGCGCGACCGGCAGGCCGAGAUCGGCUACUACGGCCAGUCGCCCGUCUCGCUGGCCUCCCAGGGCUCGUGGCACGCCGACGUCGACCACAGCACGUUCGCCGCCGCCGCCCUUCCCCUCGUGCGCGCCCCCUCAUCGGAGCCCUCAGGCCAGGAGCACCGGCCGGCCGGCAGUCCGCACCACAGAGAAGCCGGCCUCUCCAACAUGAUCCUGCCGAGCGCCAGCUACUACCAGGAGUCGGAGCACAGCCCGGGCAAGUACCAGGAGAACGGGCACGACACCUUCUCCGACUUCGUCACGCUGGUGUGCCAGGAGGCGCAGAACACGCAGCCGCAGACGUGGAAGUCGUCGACCAUAACUAAAGCUAACGACAGCCGUCUGCUCUGGAAGGAGGGCAAGGCGUCGGUGCCCACCGGCACGCUGUCCGUCUCCAGCGCCGCCGGCCGCCAGCACAAGUACUACAACAGCAGCAUGCUGCCUCCGCCGCCGCCGCCGCCCAUGGCGCGGCCGGUGGCCAUCAUCCGCUCCACGGCGGACGUCACCUGCGGCAGCGAGGCCUCGCCGCCGUCGGCGCACGCCGUCUCGCCGCACGCCGUCUCGGUCGUCAUGGAGACGGACGCCGCCGGCGAGCGCAUGACGUCGCCGCCGAGCAGCUCCAGCAACGGCCAGGCCAGCCCGGAGCCGGCCGGCCGGCGCGGCAGUCCCGUUAUCACGCUGGUGCAGCACGCGGUGACCGGCCAGCUGUACACGUACACCAGUAUUCCCGGCUCGGUGAGCCCGACCAACAUGGCGCUGUACACGUCGCCGCCGCGCUCGGCCGCCAGCAGCGUCGUGCGGAUGUCGACGGGUUCGACCGGCGGCGGCGGCGGCUCGGGCACCCCCAGCGCCUCCGGCGGCGGCCGCUGGAACCAGCACUUCAUCCUCGAGGAGAAUGUCGACUACGGCAUGAUGCAGAGCCUGCUGCCGGCCACCGCCGGCUCCGACGUGCCGUCCGGCAUCAUCGAUGACGAUCGGUACUUCAGCUCGGUGGUGCACGCGGCCGACGCCCUGGAGUCGGCGGCCGGCUCGGCGGCGUCGGCGGCGGCCGGCGCGUCGCCAGCGAGCCAGCCGCCAGCGUCGCCGGCCGCCAAGUCGCAGCCCUGAGCCGGCGGCCCGGCA